Molecule: messenger RNA, 966 nt
Organism: Trichoplax adhaerens
Lineage: Eukaryota; Metazoa; Placozoa; Uniplacotomia; Trichoplacea; Trichoplacidae
Exons: 9
Coding region: 1-966 (321 amino acids)
Biological process (GO): proteolysis
Cellular component (GO): cytoplasm
Molecular function (GO): aminopeptidase activity
Source: RefSeq, a predicted model, not a curated record
AUGGCAAACUCACAAGCAUUACCAGAUCUCUAUCCUGACAUCGAGCCUUAUGACUCUGGUUUCUUAAAAGUCUCCGAUCUUCAUACUAUUUAUUACGAGCAGUGUGGUAAUGCAUCAGGCAAUCCGGUGAUGUUUUUACACGGAGGCCCUGGAGCUGGAACUUCUGAACAUGAUCGUCGCUAUUUUGAUCCAGAGAGCUAUAGAAUUAUUAUGAUGGAUCAGCGAGGAAGUGGAAAAUCAACACCUUUCGCUGAACUACAAGAUAAUAACACUUGGACUCUUGUCGAAGAUAUUGAAAUCCUACGAAAGCAUUUAGGGAUAGAAAAAUGGGUUGUUUUCGGUGGAAGUUGGGGAUCAACAUUAUCUUUGAUCUACACUGAAGAAUACCCAGAACAUGUUAAAGCGCUCAUUGUCAGAGGAAUUUUUACUUUUAGAAGAAAAGAAGUGACAUGGGUUUAUCAAGAAGGAGCAUCAGCUCUCUUUCCAGAUUAUUUCGAAGAAUUUGUUGAACCAAUACCUGAGGUUGAGCGUGGAGAUUUGAUAGGUGCAUACUAUCGCCGUUUGACUGGCAAUGACGAAGAGGUUAAAAUACGAUGUGCUCGUGCUUGGUGUAAAUGGGAAAUGGCAAUAUCAAGUUUGCUAGUAGAUGAAGAAAUCUUCGCUCUCCUUGAGAACGAUUAUUUCACUCUCGCUUUUGCUCGUAUUGAAUGCCAUUUUUCCGUUCAUGGCGGAUGGUUUAAGAGUGCAAAUCACAUUCUGGAUAACGUGGAAAAGAUUCGACAUAUUCCCGGUGUCAUUGUGCAAGGACGGUAUGAUGUCAUAUGCCCUGUCCAGACUGCACGGGAUUUGCAUAAGGCAUGGCCAGAGGCUGAAUUUCAUAUAGCUCCCGAUGCCGGACAUAGUGAAUAUGAACGUGGGAUAAUCGGAAGACUUAUAGAGGCUACUGAUAAAUUUCGUAAUAUUUAG